Messenger RNA from Kogia breviceps (pygmy sperm whale), 393 nucleotides. RefSeq names its product ninjurin 2 (gene NINJ2). Lineage: Eukaryota; Metazoa; Chordata; Mammalia; Artiodactyla; Physeteridae. Gene Ontology annotation, biological process: cell adhesion; tissue regeneration. Gene Ontology annotation, cellular component: membrane. The record is from RefSeq and is a predicted model, not a curated record.
CCUGGGAACGCCAACCCCAGGAGGAGCCCGCCCAUCAACCUGAACCACUAUGCCACCAAGAAGAGCGUGGCAGAGAGCAUGCUGGAUGUGGCCCUCUUCGUGUCUAACGAGCUGAAAGUGGUGCUGGAGCAGGGGCCGUCCUCUCGUCACUACACCACCCUCGUCACCCUCAUCAGCAUCUCUCUGCUCCUGCAGGUGGUCAUUGGAAUCCUCCUCAUGGUCAUUGCUCGACUGAACCUCAACGAGGUAGAAAAGCAGUGGCGACUAAACCAGCUCAACAAUGCAGCCACCACCUUGGUCUUUAUCACCGUCGUCAUCAACAUCUUCAUCACGGCCUUUGGGGCACAUAAGACUGGGUUCCUGGCUGCCAGGACCUCAAGGAGCCCUCUCUGA